CACACACACACACACACACACACACACACACACGAGUUCAGUAAGAUCAUUGCAUUGACACCACUUCCACUCUGUCUCCCCAGAUCAACGCUUCUAGCGAACCCAUUUGCACUGGGGAUUCAGCCCUCUCUUUUUCCUGGCGAGGCUUAUGAACCUGUCACCAAGCCAGUGCCUCCGAAAGGAGGAAGUGCGGUGGGACUCAAAGGAUACAUGGCGCCCGCCCCCAGCUAGCUGCUCUUCAGAUGAUCUGCAACCAAGUUGGCUGAUAAAAUAUUUAGUAACGACCCAGUAAACAUGACUGCAAAUACAUUAUAAAGCACUUCAGCGCGACGGCUUAUGAUUAUUUCAAAACUUAAAAAGGAGAUCAUAGAUUGUCACUGUUUCUGUACCCCAGCCGGAAACCGAACCUUUCCGAGGUGGGUUGAUGGGUGGGUGAGCUGCUUCGCCUCCACUCUCCUCUCUCCAGCAUAACGCUGAGGCUUUCAGCGGCGGCGGUUUGUUUAUUUAUUUAUUUAGUCGUGUAGUUUAAAGGUGGGGGAGGGGGCGUCAAGGACACGCAGUACCUACCCACAAAGCACAGGCUCAGGUGUGUGUGCUUCUGUGUAUUAACUGGAAAAGACAGACUCUGGAAGUUUUACAGGGCGAGAAGAGGCCACCGGCUCGCGCUUUGUAUACUUUGCACUUGAAAUCGUUACAUUCAACUGAAUAUUUGGCUCAUUCAGAUUCGAAAAGUCUCCUAACAUCAUCGAAUUCCCUCCUCCGCCCCUCCUCUCGGAGGGGGGGUUAGGAAAUGUUUAGUAAAUUGCACAUCUUUGAAUCUUCCUAAAGCAGUGGUCACAAAGCUUAAAGGUGACAUAACAGAGCUCACGUAAACCAACACACUUCCCCCACCCCCCAAGCCAACAAUAAAAUCAUCCCCUUCAAUUUGCCAUGAUCGUCGCGACCAGGAGCCAGGUGAUUAUCCUAAUUAAUGUCUAUCUAAUUAAAUUACUGUCAGCAGCUAACCAAUGGCAGGAGCCGUUUCAUCGGCUGCAUAAGCAGCGAGAUCAAAAGUGAGCCUUUUCUGAUUGCUGCAUAGUGUCAAUUGGCCAAUCUCUUCUCCCAGGGAAAAAAAAAAGUAAAUCAAACCUUUGAGAAGCAUUUGCUGGUUGAAGUGCUUUCUGUCUAGUGAGGGGUCUGUGGAUUCCUAGUUUAUGAUAAACAGGACUUUAAAAACCAGGGACGGGAGGGCGAGCGUUCAGGUUCUAGAGCUAUGCAGCUGGAGCACUGCCUCUCUCCUUCUAUCAUGCUCUCCAAGAAAUUUCUCAAUGUGAGCAGCAGCUACCCACAUUCGGGCGGAUCUGAGCUUGUCUUGCACGAUCAUCCCAUUAUCUCGACCACUGACAACCUGGAGAGAAGUUCACCUUUGAAAAAAAUUACCAGGGGGAUGACGAAUCAGUCAGAUACAGACAAUUUUCCUGACUCCAAGGACUCACCAGGGGACGUCCAGAGAAGUAAACUCUCUCCUGUCUUGGACGGGGUCUCUGAGCUUCGUCACAGUUUCGAUGGCUCUGCUGCAGAUCGUUACCUCCUCUCUCAGUCCAGCCAGCCACAGUCUGCGGCCACUGCUCCCAGUGCCAUGUUCCCGUACCCCGGCCAGCACGGACCGGCGCAUCCCGCCUUCUCCAUCGGCAGCCCCAGUCGCUACAUGGCCCACCACCCGGUUAUCACCAACGGAGCUUACAACAGCCUGCUGUCCAACUCCUCGCCGCAAGGCUACCCCACGGCCGGCUACCCCUACCCACAGCAGUACGGCCACUCCUACCAAGGAGCUCCGUUCUACCAGUUCUCCUCCACCCAGCCCGGGUUGGUGCCGGGCAAGGCGCAGGUAUACCUGUGCAACAGGCCACUUUGGCUGAAAUUUCAUCGGCAUCAAACGGAGAUGAUCAUCACUAAACAGGGAAGGCGCAUGUUUCCCUUUUUGAGUUUUAAUAUUUCUGGUCUCGAUCCCACCGCUCAUUACAAUAUUUUUGUGGAUGUGAUUUUGGCGGAUCCCAAUCACUGGAGGUUUCAAGGAGGCAAAUGGGUUCCUUGUGGCAAAGCGGACACCAAUGUGCAAGGAAACCGGGUCUAUAUGCAUCCGGAUUCCCCCAACACUGGGGCUCACUGGAUGCGGCAAGAAAUCUCUUUUGGAAAAUUAAAACUAACCAACAACAAGGGAGCAUCCAACAACAAUGGGCAGAUGGUGGUUUUACAGUCCCUUCACAAGUACCAGCCCCGUCUGCACGUGGUAGAAGUGAACGAGGACGGCACCGAGGACACCAGCCAGCCUGGCCGUGUCCAGACGUUCACUUUCCCGGAGACUCAGUUCAUCGCUGUCACCGCCUACCAGAACACCGAUAUCACACAACUAAAAAUAGACCACAACCCCUUUGCAAAAGGAUUUCGAGAUAAUUAUGACACGAUCUACACGGGCUGCGACAUGGACCGCCUGACCCCCUCGCCCAACGACUCUCCGCGCUCGCAGAUCGUGCCCGGCGCCCGCUACGCCAUGGCCGGCUCUUUCCUGCAGGACCAGUUCGUGAGCAACUACGCCAAGGCCCGCUUCCACCCGGGCGCCGGCGCGGGCCCGGGCCCGGGGACGGACCGCAGCGUGCCGCACACCAACGGGCUGCUGUCCCCGCAGCAGGCCGAGGACCCGGGCGCGCCGUCGCCGCAGCGCUGGUUCGUGACGCCGGCCAACAACCGGCUGGACUUCGCGGCCUCGGCCUACGACACGGCCACGGACUUCGCGGGCAACGCGGCCACGCUGCUGUCGUACGCGGCGGCCGGCGUCAAGGCGCUGCCGCUGCAGGCCGCGGGCUGCACGGGCCGCCCGCUCGGCUACUACGCCGACCCCUCGGGCUGGGGCGCGCGCAGCCCCCCGCAGUACUGCGGCGCCAAGUCGGGCUCCGUGCUGCCCUGCUGGCCCAACAGCGCCGCGGCCGCCGCGCGCAUGGCCGGCGCCAACCCCUACCUGGGCGAGGAGGCCGAGGGCCUGGCGGCCGAGCGCUCGCCCCUGGCGCCCGCCGCCGCCGCCGCCGCCGAGGACGCCAAGCCCAAGGACCUGUCCGACUCCAGCUGGAUCGAGACGCCCUCCUCCAUCAAGUCCAUCGACUCGAGCGACUCGGGCAUUUACGAGCAGGCCAAGCGGAGGCGGAUCUCGCCCGCCGACACGCCGGUGUCCGAGAGCUCGUCCCCGCUCAAGAGCGAGGUGCUGGCCCAGCGGGACUGCGAGAAGAACUGCGCCAAGGACAUAGGCGGCUACUACGGCUUCUACUCGCACAGCUAGGCCGCCCGGCCCGCGCCCCGCGCCCCCCUAACCUCCCCCA
Messenger RNA from Peromyscus leucopus (white-footed mouse), 3350 nucleotides. It is a transcript of the gene Tbr1, whose product is annotated as T-box brain transcription factor 1. The transcript is spliced from 6 exons. Gene Ontology annotation, cellular component: nucleus. Gene Ontology annotation, biological process: positive regulation of DNA-templated transcription; regulation of neuron projection development; regulation of transcription by RNA polymerase II. Bases 1253 to 3310 code for a protein of 685 amino acids. NCBI's taxonomy places the organism in Eukaryota, Metazoa, Chordata, Mammalia, Rodentia, Cricetidae. Gene Ontology annotation, molecular function: RNA polymerase II cis-regulatory region sequence-specific DNA binding; DNA-binding transcription factor activity, RNA polymerase II-specific. The record is from RefSeq and is a predicted model, not a curated record.